GAUGCUUGUAACAAUCGAACAAAAUAACAUGUACAGAACACGCGAAAUAAUGAAAACUUUUAUUGUUGUUGUUUUGUUGGCGGUUAUUUGUGCCGUGACAAAAACUGAAGAUGUUUGUCACAAUCAUGUAAUUAGAGCUUGUUCUGGUGAUAGUUACUCUGGCUCCAUUUGUAGUUCCCGUAAUGGUGGUAUUAAUCACAUCGAACCAGAGGUUCAGGCUUAUAUUAAUUCCCAUUUUAUUAAAUCUUUUGAAUAUUUGUUGAUGGCCACAUACUUCAAUUCCCGCGAAAAGAAUAGACCUGGCUUUCAAAGACUCUAUCAAGGUCUCUCCGAUCGUUCAUUCGAUGACGGCAUUGAAAUUAUCAAACAAUUGUCCCGCCGUGGUGGCAAGCUUGAUUUGAAUGUUAUUCACGAAAGUCCCGCUAGACUUGAGAAAAAACUUAUAAACUUGGAAACCGAUGAAUUGCACUCUUUGGCUAUAGCCUUAGAUACUGAGAAAGAAUUGUUCAACGGUGCUAUUCAUAUUCACACUCGAUCUCUUCAUGCUAGUGAACGUGACCCUGAAAUGGCUCAGUAUAUAGAGGAGAAUUUCUUGAGCAAACAAGCUGAAACUGUACGUAAAUUGUCUGGUUAUACAAACGACUUGGCCAAGAUGAUGAAUCACAGUGAUCCCUCGUUGGCUGUCUAUUAUUUCGAUGAAUAUUUAAGAAAGCAAUAAAAUUAUUUUAUCAGUAUAAAAUAUUCAUAUAUUUUGAAAACAAAUGUUAUAUUAUAAUUCAGAUCUUGUUAACAACAAGAUCUGAAUUAUAAGGAUUUUAAUGUAAAUUAUAAAAACUAAUUGUAAACAUUUUAAAUUAAUUAGUAUUUUAACAAUUCAGAAUGUUAUACUAUACAAUCUUAAAGAUUUUUCAUAUAUCGAUUUUAAAAAUUGUCUUUUAUAAGGAAUUGGUUAAUUAUUAUUUCACCAUUAUUUGAAUACGAUUUCCAAAGUGUUAUUGAACACAGAGAGAAAUUUACGCUUUAAAUUUACACAUGAAUUUUUCAAUAACAUCCGCUGUUAAAUUAUGUACGAAUAGUUGUCAAAUCAACAAUAAAAAUAUAAAAAAUACACCAAGUUAUCAUAUC
This is a messenger RNA of Lucilia cuprina (Australian sheep blowfly), 1125 nucleotides long. RefSeq names its product soma ferritin-like. Bases 2 to 718 code for a protein of 238 amino acids. Gene Ontology annotation, biological process: intracellular iron ion homeostasis; iron ion transport. The record is from RefSeq and is a predicted model, not a curated record. Gene Ontology annotation, molecular function: ferrous iron binding; ferric iron binding. The transcript has 2 exons. Lineage: Eukaryota; Metazoa; Arthropoda; Insecta; Diptera; Calliphoridae. Gene Ontology annotation, cellular component: cytoplasm.